Gracilinanus agilis (Agile Gracile Mouse Opossum) is the source of this 1386-nucleotide messenger RNA. RefSeq names its product DNA methyltransferase 3 like (gene DNMT3L). The coding region runs from base 1 to 1386 and encodes 461 amino acids. The record is from RefSeq and is a predicted model, not a curated record. Gene Ontology annotation, molecular function: DNA binding; DNA (cytosine-5-)-methyltransferase activity, acting on CpG substrates; enzyme activator activity. NCBI's taxonomy places the organism in Eukaryota, Metazoa, Chordata, Mammalia, Didelphimorphia, Didelphidae. Gene Ontology annotation, cellular component: nucleus. Gene Ontology annotation, biological process: negative regulation of transcription by RNA polymerase II. The transcript is spliced from 14 exons.
AUGGCAGCAGACAGGUUGCAGAGACUAGAGAGACAUACCCUUAAAAGCAUGGCCCACUCCCCCCCAGAAACGCUGAGUGACGUGAUCCUAGUGGAGUCAGAGACAGAUGUGGGGGAGCAUCUGGAGGAGGAUGGGCAACAGUGUGAAAUAGUCAUAGAACUUGAAGAAGAAAGAAGCUCUGAGGUGAUUUCACUGGAUUCUAGUGAAGAGUCAUUUGGCUCAUCACCAAGACCCAGCAAAGGUCUUAUUGCAUAUGAAGUCAUGGUUAACCAGAGAAAUAUAGAAGACAUCUGCAUAUGUUGUGGAAGUCUCCAGAUUCAUACACAACAUCCCUUAUUUGAUGGAGGAAUGUGUUUUCCAUGUAAGGACAACUUCUUGGAGUCAUUCUUCUUAUAUGAUGAAGAUGGGUAUCAGUCUUUCUGUACAAUCUGCUGCUCAGGGGAGAUAUUGCUAACAUGUGAAAACCCCAAUUGUAACAGGUGCUACUGUUUUGAAUGUAUAGAUGCCCUUGUAAAUCCUGGAAGUUCAGCAAAAUUUCAAGCAAUGAGUAACUGGAUAUGUUUCUUAUGUCUACCUUUGAUCUCGGAAAAUGGGCUUCUAAAGAAGAGGAGGAAGUGGCGAGAACACCUAAAGGAUUUCUAUGAUCGAGAGUCUCAGAGACCUCUGGAAAUGUAUAAAACUGUACCCGCAUGGAAACGAAAACCAAUCCAAGUCCUGUCCCUUUUUGGUGAUAUUGAGAACGAACUAGUCAAGUUUGGAUUUUUGGGAAACAAUUCUGAUAAUGGAAUGCUGAAAUAUUUGGAUGAUGUGACAGAUGUAGUAAGGAAAGAUGUAGAAGAAUGGGGACCGUUUGAUUUAAUAUACGGUUCUACCCCUCCAAUUGGUCAAAUCUUCAAACAUCCACCUGUGUUUCAGUUUGUACCAAUGCAUGAAGAAAAUAACUCAUAUCACUCCCCUUCACUUGGUACAGAGAUGAUGAACAAUGGAUGCAAAAUUCUGCACACUGUCAAAAAUGUAUGGUACUUCCUCCAGUAUUACCGAGUCUUACAAUAUGGGAAGCCUAAUAUGAACAGUGAAAAGCCGUUUUUCUGGAUGUUUGUGGAUAAUUUGGUCCUGACCGAAGAUGAUAGAGAAAUUGCUUCUCGAUUCCUUGAGACUGAUCCGGUGACUAUAUAUGAAAUGUGUGAUGAGAUGGUCGAAAAUGCAGUCCUUAUAUGGAGCAACAUACCACCCAUGCAAAGCAAUAAUUCACCUUUGACUUCAGACUGGGAUUUGUCUCUGCUAACACAGGACAUACAGAAGUUGGAGGCUUCUUCUCUGAGGCCAGCUGGGCUUGUAAAUAAAUAUUUUCUCCCUCUGAGAGAAUAUUUUAAGUGCUUUUCCUAA